Molecule: messenger RNA, 1366 nt
Organism: Alosa alosa (allis shad)
Lineage: Eukaryota; Metazoa; Chordata; Actinopteri; Clupeiformes; Clupeidae
Gene: tm6sf2a
Product: transmembrane 6 superfamily member 2a
Exons: 10
Coding region: 211-1347 (378 amino acids)
Biological process (GO): regulation of lipid metabolic process; lipid homeostasis
Cellular component (GO): endoplasmic reticulum-Golgi intermediate compartment membrane; endoplasmic reticulum membrane
Source: RefSeq, a predicted model, not a curated record
CUGUAGGUCGGUCAGACACACCACGAGGACUACAUUUAAGAUAGCACACAAUAUAAUAGGCAGCUGUGAGUGACAAAAAUAUAAAACAUAGCCUAGUUUGUGCGGGGAACGCUUGUGUUGACGUUUUUUGGCGGAGUUUACGGAGUUUAACAUAAGGAGGAGGAGGAGUAUUACUUUCAGAACCUGUUUACGUGAAUUCACAGCGAAAACAUGGGAAUAAGUCUGCCACAGGAGGCUGGAGUUUUGAUCUUGUCCUUGAUAGCACCCUUUCUGCUGUGCGGAAUGAACAACGUUCCUGCGGUUCAAGAACCUGCAGUGAUCCUGGUAAUGGGAGCCGUGGUCCUGCUGUCAGUCUUUCUUGUGGUCUAUCUCACCAUGCGACACAAAAAGGAUGUGGACCCACUUUUUUAUGUGUUUGCAGAGCUUUCGUUCACCUGCAUGGUUGGACUAACAAAUGCACUGGAGCAGGAUGGAUACAUCAAGGGUUUCAUGGGAUUCUACCUUAAGAAGGGAGAGCCAUAUCUCACCACAUCGUAUGCCAUCAUGAUGUGUUACUGGGACGGCAUUGUGCAUUUCACCCUCCAGCUCCUGAUGGUGCGACGCCUGAGCCAAGGGACGUCGUUCCGCAGCCAUGGCCUCUUCUGGGCUGGCUCCUCUAUUGCCAAUCAGAUCGUGUUCAUCCCAGGAAUCGUCAUUGGUAAAUAUGGCAGCAGUAUUCUUCCUGCGUUCUGGCGCAACAUCCCUUUCCUGGUGCUGCCCAUAUACUGUGCUGUAGCACUCCUGUGUCGGCCUAGAGAGAUGCCAGUCAUCCCUGCAGAUGAGGUGGCUGCUCAGCAGAAGAAGAGUGUGUUGACCCGGCCAGUUGACCUGCUGUUGUCCCUGAUGCUGCUGGGAGGGAUGGCCUUCACUGUGCUCAGGGCUUUUGUGGUUCUGGACUGUCGACUGGACAUGUGCUUCACCUUCAUCUACCAGUAUGAGCCCUACCUGAAGGACAAUGUGGCCUUUCCCAAAGUCAUGAUGCUGACGUUCCUGUUCUAUGGCCUCCCCCUCAUGGGGGCGUGUGUGUACGGUCUGAACACUCCCGGAAACGGCUGGAUGCUGGACUGGACCCUGCUCUUUGCUGGAGCCAUGACCCAGGCUCAGUGGUGCCAUAUUGGGGCUUCGCUGCACUCUCACACCCCCUUCACCUACCGUAUCCCCUCGGAUGCCUGGCGCAUGGUGAUGGGGCUCAAUGUGGUGUACAUGGCUGUGCCACUCCUCCUCGCCCUGCGCUGUGCCCUCCUCCCUGCCUACUUCAUGCCUGUUGUGCCCAAAGGCCAAGCCGAUAAGGAGAAGAAGAGGAAGUAGCCUGCCAGAACUUACAGAA